Daphnia pulicaria is the source of this 1206-nucleotide messenger RNA. It is a transcript of the gene Dera, whose product is annotated as deoxyribose-phosphate aldolase-like. The record is from RefSeq and is a predicted model, not a curated record. NCBI's taxonomy places the organism in Eukaryota, Metazoa, Arthropoda, Branchiopoda, Diplostraca, Daphniidae. Gene Ontology annotation, molecular function: deoxyribose-phosphate aldolase activity. The coding region runs from base 124 to 1080 and encodes 318 amino acids. Gene Ontology annotation, cellular component: cytoplasm. The transcript is spliced from 6 exons. Gene Ontology annotation, biological process: carbohydrate catabolic process; deoxyribonucleotide catabolic process.
UUGAGUUGGGUAGCAUCACAUUAUUUACGUCGUUAUCCUUGUCUGUCGUUCGCCGUCAAAUCCAAAACAAGUUUGUAGAACUUGUAGAACUUGUAGAACUUCCAAAAGCGGAAAUUUAAAGAAAUGUUAGAGAGAAAUUCAGGGAUUCCUCUAGAUCUUGGAUGGGUAAACCGCUCGUGUGUCAACGAUCAAGCUGUCAAGGGAAGGAUUCAAGACUUGCUGACGAGCCGCUCAAUACAUGCUGACCAUCAAGUGGAAUGGCUGGCAAGAUCCAUCCAGUGUAUUGACCUUACUACACUAGCUGGUGAUGAUUGCCCUUCAAAUGUGGCAAGACUUUGUUCUAAGGCUGCCUAUCCGUUGAGUGAUAGUAUUGCCACUGCGCUUCACAUUGGUAAUGGACUGCUAACAACUGGAGCAGUUUGUGUGUAUCCUGCUAGAGUAGCUGAUGCUUGUCUAGGACUAGAAAGGCUGGGAGCAAAUAUCCCAGUUGCCUCUGUUGCAACAGGAUUCCCCACAGGACAAACAUCUCUGAAAAUUCGAUUGGCAGAGAUUGAGUUCGCUGUUCAGAGUGGUGCCAAGGAAAUUGAUAUUGUCAUCAACCGAGAACUAGCUUUAGCUCAAAACUGGAAAGAGUUGUACAAUGAGCUUGUUCAGAUGAGAAAGGCAUGUGGUGAAUCCCACAUGAAAUCCAUUUUGGCUGUGGGAGAAUUGUGCAAUUUAACCAAUAUCUAUAGAGCUUCCCUUGUGGCCAUGAUGGCUGGUUCAGACUUUAUCAAAACUUCCACUGGGAAAGAGACUGUGAAUGCAACACUGCCCAUUGGUCUGGUCAUGUGCCGCGCCAUUCGAGCUUAUAACAGAAAGACGGGCUUCAAAGUAGGAUUCAAGCCUGCCGGCGGUAUUCGAACUUCCAAGGAUGUGCUUCAGUGGAUGACGCUUAUGAAAGAAGAACUGGGUGAUGAUUACUUAACACCUGAGUUGUUCCGCAUAGGAGCAUCGGCUCUGCUUAACGACAUUGAGCGCAACCUGACCAACCACUUUACAGGCGGUUAUUUUCUGGCGGAAGAAAUGCCCAUGGCUUGAGAGACAAUUGGACGCACGCAUUCCCAUAUACUACGCUCUGUUUAAAACCCAGAAUCUCUAUGUAGUUAUUUGUUAUUGAGCUUAGAAUAAUACAUUAUACAGGAUCCACGGGGAGGAAGCAAAUUA